GAAAAGGAAAACAGAAAAAAAAAAUCACUCUUACGUAAAUAACCAUUAUUAAUUCCGUUACCAAAACUUCAAACCCCGUCUUCUUCUCUGGGGAGAGAUUGAUCUCUGACAUAGCUUCAAAUAAUUUACCAGCUACAAUAUGGUGAGAUCAGUGAAAGUUAGCAACAUCUCUUCGGGUGCAACCGAGCAAGAUUUGAGGGAAUUUCUUACUUUCCCGGGAACAAUCGAACAUAUUGAAAUGCAAAGUGACACCGGAGGUUCCCAAGUUGCACAUGUUACCUUCAGUACUCCAGACGGGGCUGAAACUGCAGUUCUUCUCUCGGGAGCAGUGGUGUGUGGACAGUCUCUAACCAUAGAUUUGGCUCCAGAAUAUGCUCUCCCUGGCUCUACUGCAUCUGAAACACAGACUAGUAAUGAUGAGAAUCCUGAAUCUGGUUCUGGUUUGAGAAAGGCAGAGGAUGUUGUAACCAGCAUGCUUGCUAAGGGUUUCAUUUUGGGAAAAGGUGCAUUGGACCGAGCAAAAACCUUUGAUGAGAAGCACCAGCUUAGUUCCAAGGCGACAGCAAAAGUUGUUUCUUUGGACCAGAAGGUUGGUUUAAGUGAAAAGAUCAGUGCUGGGACAGUUUUGGUGAAUGGCAAGGUUAAAGAAAUGGAUGAGAAAUACCAAGUAUCUGAGAAGACCAAGUCUGCAAUUUCAGUGGCUGAGCAGUCAGUGAGUAGUGCUGGAUCAGCCAUAAUGAAGAACCGUUAUGUGUUGACUGGGGCUACAUGGGUCACAGGUGCUUACAACAGGGUUGCUAAGGCUGCUGAGGAGGUGGGACAGAAAACUAAGGAGAAGGUUUUGGCACAGGAUAAUCAAGGAAAGACUGAAGAAGGUAAUGUCCAAAACCCCACGUCUGAAACCACCACACCUAAUGAACCCUCCAAACCUGGACCUCAUCAAGCCACCACGGGUGAUCAUCCUUCCAAUCCUGUAACAACUCAAGCUUUGACCACGGGUGAUCAUCCUUCCAAUCCUGUAACAACUCAAGCUUUGACCACUGGUGAUCAUCCUUCCAAUCCAGUAACAACUCAAGCUUUGACCACAGGUGAUCAUCCUUCCAAUCCUGUAACAGCUCAAGCUUUGACCAAGGGUGAUGUUCCUUCCAAUCCUACAACAACUCAUGGUAUGACCACCGGUGAUCAUCCUUCCAAUCCUGCAACAACUCAAGCUUUGACCACGGGUGACCACCCUUCCAAUCCUGCAACAACUCAAAGUUUGACCACAGGUGAUCAUCCUUCCAAUCCUGCAACAACUCAAGGUUUGACUCUCUGAUAUGCAAACGCCUGUCUGUGGAGUUUGGGUUAUAUUAUAUGAACAUGUUAGUGAAUAUAUGGGAAGUUAGAUGGUAUAUAUCGAAUAAGUUACUGUACUGUAAAAAUAAAAUACAACUGAAGAGCUUCUGUGUAUUGAUUCUUCUCUGAGAGAUGACUAUUUAAGUAUGACUAAUCAUUACAAUGAUUUGUAUUCCGCAAAAUAAACUACUGAGAUUACUCUAA
Molecule: messenger RNA, 1539 nt
Organism: Cajanus cajan (pigeon pea)
Lineage: Eukaryota; Viridiplantae; Streptophyta; Magnoliopsida; Fabales; Fabaceae
Source: RefSeq, a predicted model, not a curated record